Sceloporus undulatus (fence lizard) is the source of this 1779-nucleotide messenger RNA. RefSeq names its product ankyrin repeat domain 33B (gene ANKRD33B). The record is from RefSeq and is a predicted model, not a curated record. Lineage: Eukaryota; Metazoa; Chordata; Lepidosauria; Squamata; Phrynosomatidae. Gene Ontology annotation, molecular function: protein binding.
AUGGUCCUUCUUUCCGGAGAUGGAAAGGGGAUUGGGGAAGGCCGGAGUCCCGCUCAGGGGAAGCACCUCCAGCCACCACCCUUUGACCAAGGGCCCCCUGCUGGAGGGCCAGUGGGAGCCGAAGGGGCAGCAGGGGCUGAAGGAAAUCCCACUGACGAUGAUGACAGUGUUGCUGCCACCAUCCCGGUCCCCCAAGUGCGGCAUGCACCAGAAGAGGGUGAAGGCGGGGAGGAUGAAGAUGCAGACAGUGAGUAUGAGGACUUGGAGGACUUCUCGGAGUUCCCAGACACGCGCAGCAUAGCAUCGGAUGAUUCCUUCUACCCACCACAGAUUGACAAUGGGGAUGAGGAGGACGACUGGUCGCUGGGUGAGUCGGAAACUUCUGCCAGCCCAGAGACACUAUCUUUCUUCCGCGCCUGUUGCACCAACAACGUCGUCGUCCUGAAGGCGCUCAUCCGCCAGGGGCUGGAGGAGGUCGAUGUCCAGGAGACAGACCGCAACAAGCGGACUGGCCUUAUUGUUGCCUGUUACCAAGGGUUUGUGGAUAUUGUAAUAGCCUUAGCACAGUGCCCUCAUAUUGAUGUAAACUGGCAGGACAAUGAAGGGAAUACGGCUCUAAUUACAGCUGCCCAGGCAGGACAUAUUACCAUUACACAGUAUUUACUCAACUAUUAUCCUGGCCUUGAUAUUGAAAAAAGGAAUGUGUUUGGAUUUACUGCGCUCAUGAAGUCUGCAAUGCAAGGCCGAAGUGACUGCGUCAGAGCCUUAAUGAUGGCAGGGGCAAACAUUAAUGCAACAGACCCAGGGCGUGGGUUCACUCCUCAGGAAUGGGCAUGUUUCACUGGAAGAAUAGAUGCUGCCUAUCUUAUGCAGAGACUUAUGGACAAACCAUAUGCAGAACAAUUUUGUGACCACUUUGAGCUAGAGUGGCCAAAGAUGAAGGAACUUCUUGCCAAGGCUGCAGAGCGAAAAACCUGUUUGCAAAAGAUCUCAGAAGGCGUGCGGUCAGUAGUAACUUUCAAAGCUUCCAAUGGCCCUGAAGAAGAUGGUGCACUGGAUCAUAUGGUUAGAGUGACAACAAGUCUGAGGAGCUCUUUUGUUGCCAUAGCUUGCAGGACGGUGUGCCCUGGUAGCCCACCAGGUCUAGGCAAACGCAGGCCUGCUGUGCAAGAGAUCCUUAGGAAACAAAGAGCCAAGGAAAUUAAAUCUUUAGAGAACAAGGAACAUUUUAACAGUUAUGAGAGGCUGUUUCAGAACUCCAGAAUCACAUUAGUCACCAAAAGGAAAGAGCGACGAGCCAGCCUGCAACCAUCCAGUCUAAAUGUACCUCAGGUGAGCAUUGUGGUUUCAAGGAAAUCCAGCCUGUUGCCACUGCACUUGCUGAGAAGAAGCAGUGUGCGCCCUGGAUUUGUUAUCCCCAAAGUCCGCAUCAGUAAGGCGCGACCUACUUUCCAACCAGAGAAAGUGAGGCGGAAAAGUACUGCCAGUGAGGGGACAUACCUGGAGAUUCCCAAAUGGAGGUAUAAAGAGCUGAAAGAAGAGGAAGAAGGCAGAGGAAGAAGAAAAGAGAGAUUAGAAGAAGCCCAGAAACAGAAACAAGGGUCUUCUCGAAAAGCAAGACUUGACAUCAGUGGUAUUGCCAUUGCUCUAAACUUCAGACCAACACCAGUCAAAUCUAGCCUGUUGCCACUGCACUUGCUGAGAAGAAGCAGUGUGCGCCCGGAUUUGUAAAGUAAAAGCUGAAUGACAGUAAUUACUUAAGAAGAGAAAUCAAAGAAA